AUGCCUUGUGAGUCACCAAUGGCAGUUUCUGACUCACUCACUAAAAUCAUCUCCAAAUCAACUGUAUUUCCGGCAACACAAUCCACCCUUCCUGACCUCAAGCUCUCUGCUUCCGAUCUUCCCAUGCUUUCUUGCCACUACAUCCAGAAGGGCAACCUCUUCCUCCGCCCUCCAAUCGUCAUCUCCGAUCUUCUCUUCCUUCUGCGAGAAGGUCUCUCCAGAGUUCUUACUCAUUUCCCACCUCUCGCCGGCCGUCUAAUCACUGAUGCCAAUGGCUACGUUUAUAUCACCUGUAACGACGCCGGUGUUCAGUUCCUUCACGCCAAUGCUACUCAUAUCUCUGUUACUGAUAUCGUUUCCCCUCUUCAUGUUCCCGAUUCCGUCAAAGGCUUUUUCGCCUUUGACAGAAUGGUUAGCCACGAUGGCCAUUUUAAUCCGCUUUUGGCUGUUCAGGUCACGGAGCUUCACGACGGUGUUUUUAUUGGGUUUUCCGUUAAUCACGCGGUUGUCGAUGGAACUUCCUUGUGGAAUUUUAUUAAUACUUUUGCAGAGGUUUGUAGAGGAGUGAAAUUGAUCACAAAACAACCUUGUUUUACCCGUGAAUCGGUGUUGAUUUCUCCGGCGGUUUUAAAAGUCCCUGCCGAUGGAUUAAAAGUCACGUUUGAUGAGUUUGCACCACUCUGUGAAAGGGUUUUUAGUUUUACCAGAGAAUCGAUUUUGAAACUAAAAGACAGAACAAACAAUCGGAAAAAAAUAAAUUCUUAUGGAGAAAUUAACGCUGCUGAAGUAAUGGGGAAACAGAGUAAUGAUCCAAUUAAACUUUCCGACGACAAGGUGACGGCGUUAAUCGGUAAUUGGAUUCGAAACGCCGUCGUGACAAAAGCAGAACCGGUACCGGAGAUUUCUUCGUUUCAGUCUUUAUGUGCGUUGUUAUGGCGGGGAGUGACACGUGCAAGAAAAUUCCCAGAUUCUAAAACGACGACGUUCAGGAUGGCGGUGAACUGCCGUCACCGGCUGGAACCGAAGCUUGAAACUCUUUACUUCGGAAACGCAAUUCAGAGCAUUCCGACGUACGCUUCCGCCGGUGAUGUCCUGUCGCAUGAUCUCCGGUGGUGCGCCGAGCAACUGAACAAAAACGUGUUAUCCCACGACGACACGAUGGUUCGUCGUUCUGUAUACAAUUGGGAGCAAGACCCACGGUGUUUUCCGUUGGGGAACUUCGACGGAGCCAUGCUGACGAUGGGCAGUUCGCCAAGAUUUCCGAUGUUUGAUAAUGAUUUCGGGUGGGGGAAACCUGUUGCGGUGAGGAGCGGGAGAGCGAACAAGUUUGAUGGUAAGAUAUCUGCGUUUCCCGGGAGGGAAGGUGGUGGUAGUGUGGAUUUGGAAGUGGUGCUUUCGCCGGAAACAAUGGCGGAACUCGAAUUGGACCCAGAGUUCAUGCAAUGGAACUGUGAAAUCACGUUCUUGUUCAAGGUGAUGAACCUGCUUGACAUUCUUUUGAGGAGCACGACCACCUCUGGAUGUGGGUUUUCGUUGAUUCUGUCAAACAUCACAAAUUUCAAUUUGGGUAUGUCGCCUUGCGAUCUGGGUUUUGAAAAUGAAACGAGACUUCCAGACAUAUCAUUCAGCAAUGGUGCCAGAACUACAAUCAAGCUCAAGAAAUCGAGCAAAAUUCCAGAGAACAGUGAGAGGAUAGGAGCGUUUGCUACCAUGAUGAUCGAAAUGUUGCCUCAAGAUCUUCCAUUUACGAUCUUUGUUCCUUCAAAAUUAGCUUUUGAGCGUGAUUUGCGAUUAGGGGUAAAUGAUAGUUUGGUGGGGGAGAAAGCAAAUGAUACGUUUGCAAUACUUACCCGUGUAUUGAGCUUCACAGUUGUCCCAUGGAAAAUUCUUUCAGAGUCUGUUCCAUAUAGUAGAGAGAUAACCUGCGAUUCUUUAUCUGGAUUAAAGCUUUAUGUAUCAAAAGAUCCUGAUGAAACGCUUAUAGUUAACAGGAUUCGAUCAAAACAGGUAGAUUUGAAGAAGAACGAGAUAGUUAUUCAUGUCAUGGAUGGAGUGAUUAUGGAGGCUGACUUUGAACAAUCUGUUCGGCCUGAUGAUGAUCAUGAUCAAGAUUGAGAGACUUUGAAUUACUCUUUAGAAUGCAGUCUGAUAGUUUAUGGUUUUUAUGAGAUGUUCAACUUGUUUUGUGAACUAAUGAAUGAGUUUUUUAACCAUUGUGAUUGUUAAAUAACUAUUAAAAUAGUCUGAAAUUUCAAAACUUCAAUUGAAAGGUGUUAUACCUUAUGUUGAAGAAUCAC
This is a messenger RNA of Lactuca saligna, 2297 nucleotides long. The record is from the annotation of a GenBank genome assembly. NCBI's taxonomy places the organism in Eukaryota, Viridiplantae, Streptophyta, Magnoliopsida, Asterales, Asteraceae.